Phycodurus eques (leafy seadragon) is the source of this 1908-nucleotide messenger RNA. RefSeq names its product potassium voltage-gated channel, Isk-related family, member 4 (gene kcne4). Gene Ontology annotation, biological process: ventricular cardiac muscle cell action potential; regulation of heart rate by cardiac conduction; regulation of ventricular cardiac muscle cell membrane repolarization. Lineage: Eukaryota; Metazoa; Chordata; Actinopteri; Syngnathiformes; Syngnathidae. The record is from RefSeq and is a predicted model, not a curated record. Gene Ontology annotation, molecular function: potassium channel regulator activity; delayed rectifier potassium channel activity; voltage-gated potassium channel activity involved in ventricular cardiac muscle cell action potential repolarization. Bases 123 to 656 code for a protein of 177 amino acids. The transcript is spliced from 2 exons. Gene Ontology annotation, cellular component: membrane.
UGUAUAAAUAAUUGAAUCCUUGGAGACCUUCUGCCAAAAUCCAGAAGAGCUGCACGAAGUUACAAGCUCGCCGUUCGUGCCACAGGAAGUUUGACCCCUCGUUUUGAUUAAUAAGUGACAAGAUGGCGCACCUGGAUAACUGCACCCAGCCUUCCACACCCUCCCCACUUCGCGCACAGGCGGCGCAAAGCGGCGGGAACGCAUACUUGUACAUUUUAAUGGUCGUCACUUUCUACGGAGUCUUCCUGUGCGGCAUCAUGCUGGGCUACUUCCACUCCAAGAGAAAGGAGAAGAGGAGGACCAACAUCUUCACCCGCCUCGUGCACGAGGAGGAGCAGCGGGAGUGGGGGGCGCUCCCCAAGAAGCACAGCCUCUCCUUCACGGCGGAGGCCGCCGCGGGAGCGCGCUCGCUGAACCUGGCCUUGCCUUUCUGCGGUAACCACGGCAACCGCUUCGGUCAUCUUCGCCGCGAGGGCGCGCUGCCCUCUCCGCUCGCGUGCGCGCUCUGCACGGAGCAAAGCAGCGUCAGCUCCCUGUGCUCCUCCGCGGACACGCGCUUGGCCAUCGAGGAGGAGGAGUCGGACAGCGUCAGCGGGGAGGGGCCGGAGGAGACCCCCAAGGGGCGAGUGCAGAACAGUGGGGAGGACUCCGGGUGAAAAAAAAAAAAAAAACAACAACAAGGAAGGAAGCGCAACAAGCCCCGUCAGAAGUGAUGCUUAAAAAGCAGAGGUGGAACAAAAGCUGCUCACACUUUGUACUUAAGUUGAAUUACAGGUAAUUGUGUACCAAAAAAAAAAAAAAAAAGAGAGACUGUGUUUUAAAAGGGGCCUUCUGAUUCAACUCGUGGACUUAAAGUCAAUUCAGAUCCUGAAAAAGUAGAGAAUUUAAAAGUACAAAUACACUUUUCCUCUCAAUUGCAUACAACACAUUUGAUACUUGGCACAGCAACAAAAACACUGCUCACAAAAUAGUGAACCUCUGAUCAACUUGCAUCAUGCUCGUUCAAGGAGAAAAGGGGAAAAAAACAAAAACAAGACCGAGCUUGCACUAAGAUAAUCGGGACUGAACAAUUGUUCUGACACAUUCACAAAUGUAUCUAUACUGCAGAAAUAACAUCGUCUGUUUUGUUUUGCUGUCUGCUAUUGUGUGGAUGCAAAAUGGCUGCCAUAUCCCGGCACUUCAGAUCACAGUCGUUAUCCAGGAAAAUGGCGCUGUGUGGGAACUGCUUUUGUUUUCUAUACAUAUGCUUUAUUUAAUACAGAUUGGUGAUUCAAUUGCUUCAUUGUCUUAAUAAUGCAGUUUUGGAGUAGUGAACAGGAAAAACAAUCUCAAGCAGUCUUGCUUUGCUUUGUAAAACGCCAUUUCACUUGUGAUAGAGAUUGUAUAUAUUCUUUUUCUGUGCUGUUUAGUGCAUUUACAUUGAAAUAGCUCGAAAAUACGGACACCAAUUUGCCUUGAUAUGGAAUGCAUUAGUAUCUGGUGGCUUUUCUGAAAAAAAAAAAAAAAAAAAGACCACUUAGCUGGAUACAUUUGUAUUAUAUCCUGAAGAAUCUCCGCCUUGCCUCAUUGCAAAGGGGUUGAUGACUCAUCCUGCAGGUAUCUGAGGAAACCGCCGUCGUUUUUUUUUGGGGGGGGGGGCUUGCUGGACUGAAACAAAUAUUUUUGCCUUUACUCUGUUAUGCUCUAGUGACAACAUGCACCUGGGACACACUUGAAAGACUGUUAAUAGGCCUGUCUGUCUGUCAACAAAUGUAUGUUUUAGCUCCCUGACAUGCACUCUGGUAAUCUGUGGUGUAAAUUUGCAUGAUCAAUAUACGUAGUGCACAUUGUGAAUGGUAUUAUUUAUCACCAUGUGUGGCUUAAUUUAAGAGGUAGUGAGAAAAAUAAAUGGUUUACUUUGUACUUACA